Molecule: messenger RNA, 2260 nt
Organism: Sipha flava (yellow sugarcane aphid)
Lineage: Eukaryota; Metazoa; Arthropoda; Insecta; Hemiptera; Aphididae
Product: isocitrate dehydrogenase [NADP], mitochondrial-like
Exons: 11
Coding region: 166-1506 (446 amino acids)
Biological process (GO): isocitrate metabolic process
Cellular component (GO): mitochondrion
Molecular function (GO): isocitrate dehydrogenase (NADP+) activity; NAD binding; magnesium ion binding
Source: RefSeq, a predicted model, not a curated record
UGGUCGUCGGUUAAACCGACGACAGACGGACGGACGUAAUGAAGUAGAAUUCAAAGUUCUGCUGGCUGCUUAGAUUAGUCAUUCGUUUCGCGUUCUUCUCCGUCGUCGUUCGUCUGUCGUUCUUUGGUCCGUCUUAACUCUAAUUUAUAUUUAACAACGUUCGCCAUGGUGAAGAAGUUACUGGAACUCACUUCUGUGCUUGCCAAGUCCACAUUGGCUUCCAACCGCCAUUAUGCGACUUCAGCAAGAAUUGUUGCUAAAAAUCCAGUUGUUGAAAUGGAUGGAGAUGAAAUGACUAGAAUUAUAUGGGAAAAAAUAAAAGAAACCUUAAUAUUUCCUUAUAUCAAACUUGAUUGCUUAUAUUAUGAUCUUGGUCUGCCUCAUAGAGACGCAACUGAUGAUCAAGUAACUAUUGAUGCCGCUGAAGCUACUUUGAAAUAUAAUGUAGGCAUUAAAUGUGCAACAAUAACACCAGAUGAAGCUCGUGUUAAAGAAUUUAAAUUGAAAAAAAUGUGGCUUAGUCCUAAUGGUACAAUACGUAAUAUUCUUGGUGGAACAGUGUUCAGAGAACCAAUCAUAUGCAAAAAUAUUCCUAGAUUAGUACCUGGUUGGACUAAACCUAUUGUUAUUGGCAGACAUGCUCACGGUGAUCAAUACAAAGCAACUGAUUGCUUAAUAAACAGGCCUGGCCAAUUGGAGUUGGUUUUUACUGAUCUUAAAGGUCAAGUGGAGAAGCUUAAAGUGUUUGAUUUCAAAUCAUCUGGUAUUGCAUUGGCCAUGUAUAACUUAGAUGACUCAAUUGCUUCAUUUGCUCAUUCCAGUUUUCAGGUUGCUUUGUCAAAAAAAUGGCCUCUUUAUUUGUCCACAAAAAAUACUAUACUUAAGAAGUAUGAUGGAAGAUUUAAAGAUAUAUUUCAAGAAAUAUAUGAAGCAAACUAUAAAUCUCAAUUUGAAGCUGCUAAUAUUUGGUAUGAACAUCGUUUGAUUGAUGACAUGGUAGCGCAGGCUUUAAAAGGAGAUGGUGGUUUUGUUUGGUCUUGUAAAAAUUAUGAUGGUGACGUCCAGUCUGAUAUUAUUGCUCAAGGAUAUGGUUCUUUGGGUCUUAUGACAUCAGUUCUUGUAUGUCCUGAUGGUAAGACAAUAGAAUCAGAAGCUGCCCAUGGAACAGUUACUAGACAUUACAGACAACACCAAGAAGGAAAACAGACAUCAACAAAUCCAAUUGCUUCAAUAUAUGCUUGGACUCGAGGUCUUAAUCACAGGGCAAAGCUUGAUAAUACUCCUGAACUUGUCAAAUUUUGUAAUACACUUGAAGAAGCAUGUAUAGAAAGUGUUAAUGCUGGAAAUAUGACUAAAGAUCUUGCUGCCUGUAUUCAUGGCUUAAAAAAUGUGAAAGAAGGAAUGUACUUGAACACAAACGAUUAUUUAGAUAGCGUAAAAGAGCAUUUGGACAAAAAAUUGAAACAGGAUACAAAAAGACUGUUUGCAACAAUUGGUGCAGUUUGACAAGUCUUUGACCCUUAGCUGCAAUUACAGUUGUUCCAUUUUAUAUUUAUUAAUUUUUUAUAAUAUGUGUAUGUUUGAAUAAGAUAACAAUUGUGUUUUUUUAAUAACAGCACGUACUAUUAUAAUUGUUAAAUUCACUAAUUUUGUGGCUUAAUUUGACAUUAUAAUCAAUAUAAUUUUGCAUUUUUUUCAUAGACGUAAAUAUUAUGAUUUCCUGUAAUUAUUUCUUUGUACAAUUUAGUAGAUGUUAACAAGUUAUAACUGAGAAAUUUGGAUAAUAUCUGAUAUUUUAUUUUAAUUCCAUUAUAAUUAAUGUGAUAGGUUUACAUUCUAUAAUUAUAAUUUUGUAUUACUUAUAUUUUCUAUUAUAUAUUUGAAUAAAAUGUUUCAUUAGGUAAUCAUAAUCCAUAAAAGUCAAAAUAUAUUAUUUGACUAAGCUCAUGCCUAAGCUGCACUUAGAAUAUCAUACAUCCAACUAUGCAAUACCAUAGUUUUAUUUCUUGGAUACUUUCUAAAAAAUGAAUGCUUAAUUAUGAUGUUGAUAUGUAUUUUUAAUAUUAGUCAUUGUUAUUCAUAAAUUUGUUGCUAUUUUAUAACAUUAUGUUCUCAAAAGUCUUUGAUACGGGUUAUUUUAGUUUUUUUUUAAAAAAAAAACUAGUUGUGUUCAUUUAUUCUUAUGCUCAAAUUUAAUAAAUAGUACUAUUGUAAAUGAUAAAUGGUAUUGUGCUAGAUUACACUAUACUUAUUUUUUGUA